CGUCUCAUUCGCUCUCCCAAGCUUAGCGGAGGAAGUGGCUUCUCCCCAAUCGUGCUUUGGUUUUGGAAAGAGAACGUUUUUGGUAGACCCGCAUCAAGAGUCUCUCUGUCGACGUUCUCUUGCUCUCUGUGACACUAAAUCCUACCCAACGAGAAAUUUUGUUAGAAGUUUGGACCUUGUGCAGCCCAAAUUCUGUCGACGUAGCACUAAGAGAGGACAAGUAAAGUGGUUGCUGAUCAUAUGUUUGCCAUUCUGCUACUCAUAAUCCUUAGCACCAACCCUUGAAGCCUCACUAAAAGAUCCUCUCAAAGAAUUGAAUGGAUUCUUUCCAACCCUUGCAUUAACGCUAGUGUAUGUAAACAUGAAUCGCCCAACCACACGAAGUAAAAAUAAAAAGCCCAAGCCAUCCGAUGAUGUUGACAAGAUUUCAGACACAUUGAGGAAAAUUCAUGCGUCUGGUGAAAUAACACAGGAUGACAUAAACCAGUUAUACAAUAUUGGGAAGCCAGUAUGCCAGGGCUGCCGAGUAAAUGCUAAAGAUAACCCAAAUUGCUUUUGUGGCCUGAUUCCAUCUCCCAAUGGAAGCCGGAAAUCUGGAAUAUGGCAGAAGAUGUCAGAUGUUAUACAGUCUUUGGGUCCGGACCCGUUUAAGGAACUUCGUGCUUCACUCGACUCGCCGGCUGGAUUAACUAAUUUGGGUGCAACAUGCUAUGCUAACAGUAUCCUUCAAUGUCUUUACAUGAAUACUACUUUUCGAAAAGGAGUCUUGUCCAUUGAAGUUGAUGUACUGAGAAAACAACCUGUGCUGGAUCAGCUUGCCCGGCUCUUUGCUCAGCUUCAUUCAAGUAAAAGAGCAUUUGUGGAUUCUGCUCCAUUUAUAAAGACACUGGAGUUGGAUAAUGGCGUUCAACAAGAUAGCCAUGAAUUUUUAACCUUACUUCUUUCUCUGCUGGAGCGAUGCCUCAGCAAUUCCCGGAGUGUUGUGCCUAGGACUAUUGUUCAAGAUCUCUUUCGUGGCAGUGUGUCCCAUGUGACAACCUGCUCAAGAUGUGGGAAAGAUUCAGAGGCCUCUUCAAAGAUUGAAGACUUCUAUGAGUUGGAACUGAAUGUGUUGGGUUUGAAAAGUUUGGAUGAAAGUUUAGACGAUUAUCUACGGGUAGAGGAGCUCAAUGGGGAAAAUCAGUACUUUUGUGAAUCCUGUGAAGCAAGAGUUGAUGCUAGCCGAAGCAUAAAGCUUCGGACACUUCCUCGCGUACUUAAUAUCCAGCUUAAGCGUUAUGUUUUCCUUCCUAAGACUACAACAAAGAAAAAAAUCACUUCUGCAUUUUCUUUUCCUCGGGAACUUGAUAUGCGGAAGAGAUUAUGUGACCCAGCUCAGGUUGAUUUAAUAUAUGACUUGUCAGCAAUCCUGAUACACAAAGGAACUGCUGUAAACAGUGGGCAUUACAUUGCUCAUAUAAGAGAUGAGAAGAGAGGGCAGUGGUGGGAGUUUGAUGACGAGCAUGUCUCAAAUUUAGGUGAUCACCCAUUUGGAGAAGAUUCAUCAGGUCACAAGAGUAAACCUCCACAAAAGGAGCCACUUGUGCACUCUUCGCCAGUUUCUGCUGCUGGUGAUGCUACAGAUGUGCUGCCACAAUUUGCAGAAAAUGGUGAUUCAGAACAUUCUGAGAUCUUUUCAUCUGCUGAUGCAUACAUGCUUAUGUACAAUCUGCGGCAAACCAAUGUGCAUCUCCGGAAGACAUCCAUGGUUCUGGAUGCCAAUAAUACAGAAACUGAACGCACGGACAGCACAUCAAAUGAUAUCACUUCUCUUCCAUCUUACCUUAGAGAUGAGGUAGAUGAAUUGAAUGCAUCAUAUGUGGAAGCAUGCCACCAGUAUAAACUACGGAAGGAAACAACAUUGCGUCUUAUUGAAGAAAGGAGGCAAGAGGUGCGCCUAAUUCUUUCAGAAGCUCCUGUUCAAUCAUUUGAGGAACCUUUUUAUUGGAUAUCAGCAAAUUGGCUCCGCCUGUGGGUUGACAAUAUUAUGCCUCCUGUUCUGGAUAACACUCUCAUUCAAUGCUCUCAUGGAAAAGUUCACAUGGCAGAAGUAGGCUCUAUGAAGCGAUUGUCUGCCAGUGCUUGGGUGAAAUUGUUCUCAAAGUAUGGUGGGGGGCCAGCACUGGCCAAGGAUGACUACUGCGUGGACUGCCUAAAAGAGGCGGCACACAAACUGGUUUGUGCUGACAGCUAUAGGGAUCGGAGAAAAACAGUGAAGGAACUUGCAGAUUCUGUGCUUUCUGGAAAUUGUACUGAUGGAACGUACUAUGUAUCAAAGGCCUGGUUACAACAAUGGGUGAAAAGAAAAAUCACAGAUGCACCCAGUGAAGCUGAUGCAGGGCCUACAGCUUCAAUCAGAUGUCCUCAUGGGCAACUUAUGCCUGAGCAGGCUGCCGGUGCUAGGCGUUUGCUGGUUCCUGAGAAUCUUUGGCUAUUCUUUUAUGAAGAUGCAGUAACUAUGAAUCCUGAUGAUCCUUUGGGUUGUCCUAGCUUCCCCAUUGGCUCGGAGCAGUGCUCCCAGUGCAGUGAGAAAAUUUCAGAAGUGGCAUGCCUAGAAGAUUCUCUAAGAGCGGUGAAGAACAAGCAGCGUGAAAAUCAUGAGAAGCUAGCUGCUGGUAAAAGCUUUCCACUUCAUCCCAAUCAUGAGUACUACUUGUUGCCCUCAGUAUGGCUCACAACAUGGAGAAAUUAUGUGAAUGCUGGUGGCAAGAACGCUUUGUUGUGCGAUGAACCUGAAUCCUUGGAUUCCGUGAUUGAUAAGCUGAAAUGUGAGAAGCAUUUACGUCUUCUGGAAAGGCCUCUUGACCUGGUACACAAGCGUGGAGCAAUUUUUCAGAAAGUUUCUCUUGGCUCAGGUUUGUCUCAUGAACAUGGAUAUCUUUUCUUUAAAGGAAAGAUGAUGUCCAGACCCUGCUUCUUGGUUGAACCACAGCUGGCUUAUGUUCGUGUAACAGCUGUCUCAGAUGGAUUGACAAUCAUUACAUCAAGUGACUGGAAAUGUUUCUGUGAAGAAUGGGGAUGCUCCGAGAACAAAGGCAUAUCUGCUAUCAUUGAGCAUGAUAAUGACGCCCCAGAUAAGGCUAUAUGUGGUAAAGAGACACCAAUAUGUAAUGAGCAGCAUGGUUCUAUUGAUGGGCCAAAUAAUCGACUUGAUGAGAAAAGGCUAGUAAUCAGGACAUCUCCAGAGGUUAAAUAGCCAAUUGGGCUGAUCUGCCUUUUGUCCGUGGAAUCACAGAUAUGUGCUUUGGAAGUACAAUAAUGUUCUUCUAUAGGUAGGAAAAGUACAUGACACUGGUCAAACUCUCCUGAGUGGUUCUCUUUUAAGGAUGAUUGGUCACAAGUAAAUAUUGUGAAAAGGAAUAAAUAAAAUCAAACAAGAACAAACUCUCCUCCUAUCUGUUGGGAUCAGCGAAAUUGAUCUGUUUAUACCUUCAUAAAAUACACUAUCUUGUCCUAUGGGAAAAUGUGUGUAUUGUUGAGUUGGCAGAAUGAAGGUUCUUCAAGCUCAUUUGAUCUCUUAUAUUGGUAGUAGAUGGAUGUGAUUCUGAUGGGUGGCAUGAUAUUGAAUGAAUCAAGUAUUAUUUCAGUAUUUGACAAAAAAAAAAGUAUUAUUCAGUGGAUGGUUCUUACAAAUUGUUGGGAAAAAUGAGAGAUAUCACAGAGAGGUAGCAAAGGAAAUAGCCGUUAGAGCUGUAGCCAGAAUGCAGACGACUUUCAUCUGAUUAGUUUUAGAAUGGGCUAUGAUGGUCGAUCUUCUUUUGGAAGGACUAAUGAUUAAUAUAAAUAUUACUUUUCUGAAAGCUUACUUGGCCCAUGAAGGCUUCGUUUAAUUUUCCAAUGUUCUAAGACUAUCCCUACUGCAUAGGUUUGGAUUUGGCUGAACUCAUUUGUGAAUAUUUAUAAACGGAGAGGUGGAGAAUGAAGAGCCAAAGAGAUUAAAACAUGGCACCUCUUGCUUUGAUACCGUGUAGGAAUAAUGGACUAUUUCCAACUUCUUCAAAAGCUUUAAGCUGUUAAAUGAUAGCAUAGUUUAAUAUUUAUAUACUUUCACAACAUGGAAUAGAAAAGGAAUUAAACUGGGCUUAUCUAGUACGCUUUGGUGUUGCCUGCUGGUUUUUUGGACUAGUCCAUUUAUUUGACUUGCAUUCUCAUCCUUCUUAGAAGAUGAUUCUGCUCUCUCUCUCUCUCUCUCUCUCUCUCUCACUCUCUCUCUCUCUCUCUCUCUCUCUCUCUAUAUAUAUAUAUAUAUAUAUGUAUGUAUGUAUGUAUAUGUGUGUGUGUGUGUGUGUAUGAGACACAUUUCCAACUUAUUCAAAAGCUUUAAGCUGUGAAAUGAUAGCAUGGUUUAAUAUUUAUGUACUUUCCCAGCAUGGAAUAGAAAAGAAAUUAAACUGGGCUUAUCCAGUACGCUUUGGUGUUGCCCACUGGUUUUUUGGACAGGUCCAUUUAUUUGAC
Eucalyptus grandis is the source of this 4494-nucleotide messenger RNA. RefSeq names its product ubiquitin carboxyl-terminal hydrolase 26. The record is from RefSeq and is a predicted model, not a curated record. The transcript has 15 exons. Gene Ontology annotation, biological process: protein deubiquitination. The coding region runs from base 362 to 3235 and encodes 957 amino acids. Gene Ontology annotation, molecular function: cysteine-type deubiquitinase activity; cysteine-type endopeptidase activity. Gene Ontology annotation, cellular component: cytosol; nucleus. NCBI's taxonomy places the organism in Eukaryota, Viridiplantae, Streptophyta, Magnoliopsida, Myrtales, Myrtaceae.